AUGGCCAAAUGCCAGCUGAGUGGAUCAAGUUAUUUGAAAGAAGCUAGUGGCUUGCAGGUUCCACUGUUGGUCAAAUUACGCCUAAUUAUAGGAAGAAGUAAAGACAAGUCCAUUUUAUUCUGUGAAGAGGUGUUAGCGCUAGACGAAAAUAGACUGGAGAAUAAUUGGACUGGCAGAUCUUAUUUCUAUCUACUUAGUGAUGGGACAUUUUCUCCAUUCAAACUGACUAAGGCUAAUACAGCUUCAUUUCUCAACCAGAAAACACCUCAAUACCCUUGUGCAUGUAUGCGUUCAUUUUUCACUCCAAAAGGAAAGAAAAAAGAAAAGAGUGAUGGAAAGAAAGACGGAGGGGGAAAAAGAGGGAAAGCUAAUACAGCUUCAUUUCUCAACCAGAAAACACCUCAAUACCCUUGUGCAUGUAUGCGUUCAUUUUUCACUCCAAAAGGAAAGAAAAAAGAAAAGAGUGAUGGAAAGAAAGACGGAGGGGGAAAAAGAGGGAAAGUGAGAGAAAGGGAGCAGUAUAAGUGGAAAACACGGUCUUAG
Molecule: messenger RNA, 543 nt
Organism: Echinococcus granulosus
Lineage: Eukaryota; Metazoa; Platyhelminthes; Cestoda; Cyclophyllidea; Taeniidae
Exons: 4
Coding region: 1-543 (180 amino acids)
Source: RefSeq, a predicted model, not a curated record